Molecule: messenger RNA, 621 nt
Organism: Euleptes europaea (tarantolino)
Lineage: Eukaryota; Metazoa; Chordata; Lepidosauria; Squamata; Sphaerodactylidae
Gene: NDUFAF4
Product: NADH:ubiquinone oxidoreductase complex assembly factor 4
Exons: 3
Coding region: 4-513 (169 amino acids)
Biological process (GO): mitochondrial respiratory chain complex I assembly
Cellular component (GO): mitochondrion
Source: RefSeq, a predicted model, not a curated record
CCGAUGGGCGCCCGGGUGAGCCGCGCGCUCAACCGCUUCAACCUGGAGAACCGGGCCCACCGCGAGGUCGCCAGGGCCAAGCCCAAGCCGGCCCCGCGGCACCCCGCCGCCGCGCAGAGCGACCCUGACAAAUUCCAAGAAGAAAUUAAGAAGAAAGAUGAACAUCUUCAUACAUUAUUAAAAGAGAUUUAUGUUGAUUCCAGAGAUCCACCUGUGAUUGUAAAAAACAGUGGGGGAAGCCUCCCGUCCAAGACCGAGGAGCGCCGCCUUGCAAAAACAGGCCGCCUUGGUCACCUAGAUGUUCAGAGUAUUCCCAAAGGCAAGAUCUCAAUAAUUGAGGCCUUGACCUUUCUCAGUAAUCAUCAUCGUUCUCCAAAUGAAUGGACUGCAGAGACAAUCGCAAAUGAAUACAGCCUAGAACUGAAGGAUGUGACUGCUCUCUUAACGUACUUCAUCCCUUUUUCUGUGGAAAUCUUUCCUCCUCAAGACAAAAAAGCCUUACCACCUAGUUAAAAAUGUCUGCCAAAUCUUGCUGGAUGUGCAAACUGCUCUUUAUCUUAUUCCCCUUUCUCCGUCCUAAAAACUGAAAAUAUGUCUUAUUUAAGUGGUGUCCGCAGUCUC